AUGACUGCCCCCGCUUUGCGCCUCGUUCAUGCCUACGACUCUGGGAACGCCAUCGACUUUAAUAUCUCAGAUCCCUUCACUCACCCCGACCAUCAGAUUCUAGCGCGGGAGAUUUCUUUUAGGUGCAGACACGACAACGAAGGAACGCCUCAUCAAGUCAGCUUCAAAUCCUGGUUUAAUUUUUGCAUCUUCUCACCCUCGUCCCAACCAAUAUCAGAGCAACUACUCAGCUUUCAAUGGCUCAAUCCACCUCCAACUAAAAAGCUAUUGAUCCAUGGGUACAGACCUGUGUUUCGCUUCUUAGACGCCCAUCACAAGCCCCUAUUGGUCAAAGUGCUUGAGGCACAGGAUGCAGGAGGGACCGACUAUGAAGUCCUCUUGCCAUCACAUAGAGAGGUACUCUAUAGGCCACUUGAUACUCGCUGCAUGGGAGGAGGUACUGGCAAUGCUGAUAAGAACUCCCAGUCUUUGCUGUUUUCGAUCCGUGUCCCUAAGGGGACACAUGCAGUCCAGGUCAGUCACAGCUAUCCAUAUCCCCUCAACGAGGUUUAUGCGCGGCUGGACAGCAUUACUAAGCCGUGGGUGACAGAAAGAGUUCCUUUAAAGGGCAACGUUUGGCUCUACAAGGUCUGCAAGAACGAGGCGUCCAAGCAAAAACCCAUCAUUUAUAUCAGCGCACGCUGUCACCCUGGAGAGGCGCCUGGAAGCUACGUGCUUGACGGGCUUCUGAGCUCGUUGGAGGUACUUCUAGACAUGUUUCAAUGUUGGAUUGUCCCCGCUAUAAAUGCAGAAGGGAUUCGGGUCGGAAACUAUCGUGCUGAUACCAAAGGAAACAACUUAAACAGAUGCUAUAGCAAGUCGGAGUAUCCUGACCUGAUCACAGCUGACAUUAUCAGAAUGGUCAAUCAGACCGAGUGUAACCCGGGCUAUGUGCCGGAUGUCUAUGGCCCACUUAAGGACCUCAUGGACCCUAUUCUCAAGACAAAGUACUUUGAGCAAAUGGGCACAUUUUCGGGGAGUAGUGACGUCGAUGACGAGCGCUGCCAAGAUACUACCGGUAUCAGAACAUUAACCUUCACACAGAACUCACAGGGCCAAAAACGGAGAAAGUGUAGCGAUAGGAUGAUAGAGUCAGAUGAAAGUAAUUCCGAGGACACCUCAGAUGUGGAUAUUAGUGUUGAGAGUAGGCCCUCUGCCACGACGUCAACAUCGUCGUUAGAAAACGCCACUGCAUUUGAGAUCUCUCUUUCCAACGGAAAGCAGAAGACCCGAAGAAUAGUCAAGCCGAUUAAGAAGGCAAAGGAGCUAGCAGAUCAUAGAUCCACCUCAUCUGAUCAAAGCGAUAAGGAUUCCAGGCACAGUACGGCCAAAAAGAACAGUUCUUACUAUCCUUCGAAGGUGAAAGUGAGUGCUCCAUCUGCAUCUAAACCUCAAUUCAGCGGAAGGCUCCCGCCGCGAAGCGCAGGUGGUGACAGCAGGAGAUUUCCUGCUGAGCAAUCACCACAUUCUCUCGUGCCCCUCACAAAUAGCUCUUCGUCCCCAACUACAUUGUUCUCCAACAAGGACAAAGCAGAACACGCAUAUCCGCUACACCAGCCCACGGCCGGGUCUCAGCUCAUUAAGUACAGCAGAAAACCCCAAAUAAUAUUCUGCCUGGACAUUCACUCGCAUGCUAGCAUACCAGAUUGCUUUCUAUUUGGUAAUUCUGUCUUUGAAAACGGGCUUCCAAGCGUCCCCAAGGAUAAGCUCUUUUUGGGUCAACUGAGGAACAUCCUGUUUGUAAGUUACCUCGCCGGCCUCGACUCCACAUUCAAUGUCAGCAAGUGUGACUUCAAGCCUGACUCUAUGACCAAGGUGGACAGGGCAGGGGAAACGUUUGAGUAUACCAUGAGAGUGGGUCUUUAUGCAGAGACAACGCUCCCCACAGUGUAUUGCUUUGAAAGCCACUAUUAUCGAAAGUCUCGCGAUUAUGCCAAGAAGCCGUUCACGGUCCAGGACUUUCUCUCUAUGGGAGCAAAUUUAGCCAAAGCAAUUCAAAGCUACUACGAAUUCACUCCCGAUAAAGCGCUCACAUACCUCAGACGAUUAGAGCACAACAUACACAUCGGUUACAGUGCACAAAAGAUGCUUGCAGAACUCCGCCAAGCUGCCGGCGGAGAGUAUCUUGUGAUGCUUUAUAGGGCUAUAUAUGACCAGCUGGAUUAUCAAGUCAACGGGGCACUGCGACAGGCAAGGCAACAGGACAACAAAGUAGCUAAGUAG
Molecule: messenger RNA, 2262 nt
Organism: Giardia duodenalis
Lineage: Eukaryota; Fornicata; Diplomonadida; Hexamitidae
Product: Metallocarboxypeptidase, M14 family protein
Exons: 1
Coding region: 1-2262 (753 amino acids)
Source: RefSeq, a predicted model, not a curated record